AUGUCUGAAAAUUUGUGUCCAAUUUCUGAAACCUUUACGCCUCCGUUGUCUUCGUUCGUUCUCCUCGCUCCGUCUCCAAUGGCGGGUUUCAGUUCUCUAAUUCCUAGAACGCCUCUGAAACGGGCCGUCAGUGGAGCUACCGGAAACCUGGCGCCGCCGCUAGCUAUCGUUUCUUCCGUACGAAAUCUCUUCACCGGAGGAGGAUGUAAUGGAGGGUGCGAAAUGUCUGGGGAGCAAGGAAUGUUUUUUCAUUGCAAUGGAAUAAGUAAGCACAAAGCCAUUGGUAAUGCUGGCGCACUAACCGGUCCGUUUCAUCAUCUUCUCGGGGUCAACCAAACAACCAAGCUCGCCUUUUUAAGGGUCCAAUCGAUGAGCUAUCAGUUUGUGGCUGAUUCUCAUGUUUCUCCUAGGCGUCCUGCGAAAACCGAGGAUGAGCAAGAUUUUGCUGAUUCAUCGAACAAGGACAACGCUGAACCCCCUAGGAAACAUCCAAUUGGGGACAACAUACCCAAGAAGGAUAAAAUAAAGUUUCUUGUCAACACUCUUCUUGAUAUCGAAGAUGAUAAAGAAGCUGUUUACGGAGCUCUGGAUGCUUGGGUUGCUUGGGAACGCAAUUUCCCCAUUGCUUCCCUCAAAAUAGUAAUAGCUACUCUUGAGAAGGAACAUCAAUGGCAUCGAAUGGUCCAGGUGAUAAAGUGGAUCCUAAGUAAGGGGCAAGGGAACACGAUGGGGACAUACGGACAGUUGAUACGGGCGUUAGAUAUGGAUCGCCGAGCACAAGAGGCGCAUGCUAUCUGGCGAAAGAAAAUCGGGCAUGAUCUGCAUUCCGUGCCUUGGCAACUAUGCUUACAAAUGAUUCGCAUAUACUUCCGGAACAACAUGUUACAGGAACUUGUUAAGCUGUUUAAGGAUCUGGAGAGUUAUGACCGUAAGCCUCCGGAUAAACACAUUGUGGAGUCGGUGGCGGAUGCUUAUGAGCUUUUAGGAAUGCCUGAGGAAAAAGAAAGGGUAUUGACCAAAUAUAGCAAUCUUUUUCUCGGUAAAGCAUCAGAUGAUCAAUCAAGAAGAGCUUCCAGGAAGAAUAAGAAGAAACCAGGUGUGAGCAAUGCUGAAGUAACCACAGAAGACGCAGUAGCAAAAGCUGAGUUACUCUAG
This is a messenger RNA of Microthlaspi erraticum, 1155 nucleotides long. Lineage: Eukaryota; Viridiplantae; Streptophyta; Magnoliopsida; Brassicales; Brassicaceae. The record is from the annotation of a GenBank genome assembly.